Messenger RNA from Emericellopsis atlantica, 2387 nucleotides. RefSeq lists its product as uncharacterized. The transcript has a single exon. Gene Ontology annotation, molecular function: DNA binding; zinc ion binding; DNA-binding transcription factor activity, RNA polymerase II-specific. Gene Ontology annotation, biological process: DNA-templated transcription; positive regulation of transcription by RNA polymerase II. The record is from RefSeq and is a predicted model, not a curated record. Lineage: Eukaryota; Fungi; Ascomycota; Sordariomycetes; Hypocreales; Bionectriaceae. Bases 202 to 2370 code for a protein of 722 amino acids.
AGAUGAUAGAACUUCUCUUGAUGAUCUUUGAGAUGGUCCGAAUUCGCGCUUCAAUCUGCGUUCAACGUCGUCAAUCUCUAGCUGACCAGACCUGACGAAGCCCAACACGAACAUUGUCCUCGCGAAACCACCACGCCCUCUGACCAGCGACGGCUCACCACUCGCCGAACGUACCACUCGAGCUCAUGACCUCUCGGUAGCAUGCCGCAGAAGAAACGCGGCGGCGGGGGCAGCACGGAAGAUGGAGAGAGAAGCGAACAGGCCGACGCUGCAGCUCCAAAGCGACAGCGAGUCUCUCUAGCGUGCGACUCCUGCAGGGUGGCUCGCGAACGGUGCGAUGGUGAACGACCUCAGUGUGGAACAUGUGUCUCCCAAAAGAGAGCCUGCUCGUAUACGCCCACGGCAAAGAAACGCGGAGUACAAACUGGCUACCUGAGGACCAUUGAGAUGUCGCUGGCCUGGAUUCUCUACGAGGAAGCGCCCACGACCGAGGAGGCGCUCCUCCGCCUGUUGCAAGACAAGAAUGGCCCACUACAUAAAAAGGGCAAGGCUGCCGAUAAGUUGCACAAGAAAUGGACAAAGAGUAGGGUCAACAAGCAGAUUGGUCUGCUUCUGUCUGGGUCUGCAACACGACCAAACCGGGACGAUAGUUCGGACAACGAGUCGGACACUGAGGGGAAUGGCGAAGGCAUGUCGUCAAACUUUGAUGUACAAGACCAAUUGAACAACUCAGUGUCACCGUUUCUGCAACGAGAAAGAACCGAAAUACCACGAGCCUCCUUGCUUAAACUCCCGAGGAAUUGGCGCCGACUGUUCGACAUAUACUUCACAUACACUCAUUGCUGGUUCCCCAUCCUCAACCGAGAUAGGAUUCUGGAGACAGCCCUUGCUUACCCACCUGAAGGGAUCCCUGGACCUUCUUCUGUCAUGGAUGUCGCCCCAAGCUACGCCGAACUUUGGGCUGUGUUGUCUCUCGCCUCUUUCCAGGACACAACCUCAAGCAACCCAAUGCAAGGCUUCAUGUCACCCAAACAGAUCUACGCGACUGCAAGGGGACUCAUACCAUCCGAGGAAAGGCAAUUCGAACUUCCUCAUCUACGUGCGUUGUUGCUGCACUCGCUGGUCCUCAUCGGCCAAGGCGCAGACCUGGCGGCCUGGAUGCUUGUGGGAACAGCAACUCGACUCGCAAUGUUCUUGCGGGGGACGGGGGCGUUGUACUCGGAUGGCCUCGGCAUCAACGAGACGACGGAGCGAUCAGGACGCAUCGCCCUGGCAGCUUGCUUUGUACUCGACACGAUCGCCGCCACGGGUCUGGGCCAGCCAGCGUCGACACACGUUGGUCCUGCCAAUGUCGACGCAGAAGGAUUGGCAACGCCAGCGGCGGACGAGAGCUGGACUCCCCUUGCUGGAUUUGGGCCGACACAUCCCGAGCACAGUCAACCUGGGCCACAUGUCCAGCCAUUGAGGACCUUUCAGCAACUUUUGCGGUUCUGCCAGGUGCUCAGACGCGGGCUCGACCCGACCAGUCUCCAGAGUCGCCAGACAACGAACGCUGCCCAGAGCAUGGCGGAGGUUCUUGACCCAGUAUACUCAUUCUGCAACUCUGUCAUCUUUGGUGCUUCCACUCCACCAGUUCCCUCGGCAUUUCUGCUGCAGAUAGCCUUCUUGGCGAUGACGACGCGACUGUUCCAAAGCUUCCGCGGAUCGCUGCUAUCAAGCUUGACCGAGGCCGUCGAGGGCUGCAUAUCUUCAUUCGGAUCGUGUGGCACACCGCCCUUGGUCGUGGGUCUCAUGGGCGUCGUGCAACGAUGCGCGCACCUGGGAAAGAUGCACGAGGCAGAGCGAACCAAAUGGCACACUACGCUGGAGUCCUUGAAGGCUGUAUGGAGGAACGAUGACUUGCCGCCAUCGGGUCUGCCACCAGCGAGUGACUUUGAAGUUGAGUACAGUGAUGCUGGGCACAUGGCCACGUCAAGACAAUUACCCACGCGCCUCAACGAUCACCAGACACACAUGCCCGGAUAUUCAUUCUCUCAACAACCAAACAUGGGGCCAGAUUCACACGGUUUCCAAGUGGUACACCCAAUCGAGAGCCCAAGCACGGUACAGAGUCAAGCAAUCACCAGUCCGAGUGGCCCUUAUCCGUCCUCCGCAUCAAUGCGAGGCGCUGGAGUGCCCGCAGGGAUGUUCAGCGGAGUAACGGGCGUCGACAUCCAUACGCAAGGGGUGGAUUACGACGCGAUACUGGAAGAACUCGGUUCCAUUGACUGCACAGAUGGGCUGGACAUGGAUCCUCAAUUCAUGACAAACCUCGGCUUUGCCCCAGGUUGCGAUCUGGGCGAUAUGCUGCAGGGUGAAUUUGGGGGAUAAGGAAGGCCAGCCAGCCA